Molecule: messenger RNA, 4897 nt
Organism: Boleophthalmus pectinirostris (great blue-spotted mudskipper)
Lineage: Eukaryota; Metazoa; Chordata; Actinopteri; Gobiiformes; Gobiidae
Gene: nf2a
Product: NF2, moesin-ezrin-radixin like (MERLIN) tumor suppressor a
Biological process (GO): positive regulation of protein localization to early endosome; regulation of organelle assembly; positive regulation of early endosome to late endosome transport
Cellular component (GO): apical part of cell; filopodium; cytoskeleton
Molecular function (GO): actin binding; cell adhesion molecule binding
Source: RefSeq, a predicted model, not a curated record
GAUGAACUUGUAAAAAUACAAAUUUAACAAUUACGGAACUGUCUCUAUCAUGAACGAUCACAGCAAAUAUCUCAAAAUUCUAUUUCCGCACAAUUGUCUUGCUUUUAUGUACCACAAAUUAACCAAACCGUUUUAAUAAGUAGUUAUACUUCCAUAUUUCCACAUUGUUGAUACUUCUUGAACACUACAUGCCUUAGUUAGCUAAAGCUUCUAGCAUAAGUUCAAUGCACGACUAAUAUUACAGUAAUUUCUUAGAAACAUGCCAGUUUUAACAGCUUUGCGGUAUCAACCCAUUUGCGUCGUGUCUAUUUUCGCGCAUUGACAUUGAUCUUUGAUAAUUAGAUCGCUACAUAACUCGUAGUAUUAGCAGUUAGCCUUAGCUUUAGUCAUAACACAGUAACAGAGACUGACAUGGACUUUGAAGAAAAUUAGGUGUUAACUUUAAAAUUUCAAGUGAUUAUGCAAUGAUGUCAGAAAAAGGUUUGUCUUACAACAAGUAACUGCCCACGAUCAUCGAGUGGAUGAUGCUUUUAUUGUAAGCAACAAGCUAAACUGUGUCCAUUUGUAUUGUUUGUGAAACUUAACUGGUUUUAGAUAUAUUUAGUAAAACACUAUGGCAAGUGCUUUAGCAGCAAAAAUGGGAUUUAACUCUCUUUUGAGAAAACAAGCAAAAAACUUUAACGUUAGAAUCUGUACGAUGGAGUCAGACAUGGAGUUCAGCUGUGAGGUCAGAUUGAAAGGAAAGGAGCUUUUUGACCUUGUGUGCCGUGCUCUGGGCCUGAGGGAAACAUGGUUCUUUGGGCUUCAGUACAACGUCAAAGACACAGUGGCCUGGCUGAAGAUGGAAAAACGGGUUCUGGAUCAGGAGAUACCAAAGGAGGAGCCGAUCACUUUCCAAUUUUUAGCCAAAUUUUACCCUGAAAAUGCAGAGGAGGAACUGGUGCAAGAUAUACAGCAUCUCUUCUUUUUACAAGUAAAAAAGAAGAUACUUGAAGAAGAGAUCCAUUGUCCACCAGAGGCUUCGGUCCUGCUGGCUUCGUAUGCUGUCCAUGCCAAGUAUGGAGACUAUGACCCCAGCAUUCACAAACCUGGCUUCUUGGCUGAGGAGGAGCUGCUGCCAAAGAGGGUAAUUAACUUGUACCAGAUGACUCCAGAAAUGUGGGAGGAGAGGAUUACGGCGUGUUAUGCACAGCACCGGGGCAGGACGAGGGAUGAAGCUGAGAUGGAGUAUUUAAAAAUAGCCCAAGACCUGGACAUGUAUGGCGUCAAUUACUUUUUAAUCAGGAAUAAAAAGGGAACUGAACUCCUCCUGGGAGUGGAUGCUCUUGGGCUCCACAUCUAUGACCUGGACAACAAACUGACACCCAAGUGCUCCUUCCCCUGGAACGAGAUCCGCAACAUCUCCUACAGUGAUAAAGAGUUCACGAUCAAGCCUUUGGACAAGAAGGCUAAUGUUUUUAAGUUCAACUCAUCACGAUUAAGGGUCAACAAAUUGAUCCUUCAGCUGUGUAUUGGAAAUCAUGAUUUGUUCAUGCGGAGAAGACGUGUGGACUCUUUGGAGGUUCAGCAGAUGAAAGCCCAAGCGAGAGAGGAGCGAGCCAGGAAACAGGUGGAGAGACAGCGUCUUCAGCGGGAGAAACAGAUGAGGGAGGAGGCGGAGAGGGCCAGAGACGAGCUGGAGAGGAGGCUUCUGCAACUGCAAGAUGAGGCACAAAUGGCCAACGAAGCACUGCUGCGCUCGGAGCAGACUGCAGACCUGCUGGCUGAAAAGGCUCAGAUCGCAGAAGAGGAGGCCAAGCUGCUGGCGGAGAAAGCUGCCGAGGCUGAGACGGAGAUGCAGAGAAUCAAAGUGAGCGCCAUCCGCGGCCAAGAGGAGCGGCGCCUCAUCGAGCAGAAGAUGAUCCAGGCCGAAAUGCUGGCGCUGCAGAUGGCUGAGGAGUCUGAGAGACGGGCCAAAGAGGCGGAGCAGUUGAAGCAAGACCUGCAGGCAGCUCGUGAGUCCGAGCGCAGGGCAAAACACAAGCUUCUGGAAAUCAUGAGCAAAGAUGUUUAUAUGCCCCCUGGAUUGCCAGCGGACCGCAUGCCCCCGGACCUGAACUACAGUAGAGAAAACCUCAGCUUUGAGUUUAAAGACACUGACAUGAAACGCCUCUCCAUGGAGAUAGAGAAGGAGAAAGUGGAGUACAUGGAAAAGAGUAAACACUUGCAGGAACAGUUGAACGAGCUGAAGACGGAGAUUGAAAGUUUGAAGUUGAAAGAAAGAGAGACUCCUCUGGACAUCAUUCACAACCAGAACACUGAACAGGGCACCAGCAAACACAGCAACUUUAAAAAGUUCACUGGGAGCCCCAAAGCGUUCCCUCACAGCUGAGCUCAAACAGUUAACCCUCCAAAGCACGAAGACCAGAGUGGCCUUUUUUGAGGAACUUUGAGUGACGUGUGCAGCCUCCAGGAACACAGUGCCUCUACAUUCCUGACUGCACGACAGACGACAAAACCACUACAAAACAUAUCAGACAUAAAACACCAUCACUACUGGCGCACGCUGAACUAUUGAGCACUAAAUCUGGGAGUCUUAACAUGAGUGUGUGUUUACAGUCUAUGCAUAUCUUGUGGUGGCCUUGAAAUGAACUGCAAAGAAUGAUACAGGAUAAUGUAUAGUUUUAUAACUAGUUAACACUGUGGUGGCCUAUAUUGUGAAUUAUAGAUUUUAAUGUUCGUAUUAAGAUUGACAGAGGUGUUGAGAUGGUGUUAACUAAAAGUACUAAUGUUUUAUUUUUGUUAUGGAAUUGUGUACUUUAUAUUGGGUUUUUACUUUGUAGAUGUAUUGGAUCAAGAACAAACUAAUUUGAUAUGGUGUUUACUGUAUGUUCGUGAUGGAGGGAUUGCGCAGUGGACAGCACGCCAAACAUAUUCUCUAAAAACAAGCAUUUCUUUAAAUAUUUUGAGAAAUAAGGCUCUGUUUUUUGUGUAAAGUAGAAUAUAAUGUAAUUUGAAUCCAUCUCUGGGCACUUAAUCUCGCUCAACAGUCAUUGGACUUGUGCCUUGUUUUACACUGUAUCAUGGUGUUGCACAUUUUUUUUCCCGUGCAUUUGAGCAAACUUGUUCAGAUAUAUUGUAUAAGUUGCUCUUGAUAUCAAAAUAAGUCCACUGCAUGAUAUCUGCAUCUGAUUAGAAUGCAUUUAGUAUUUGAUAAUCAGGAAGUGCACGCUCGGAAUGCCUAAGGUAAGUGAGGAAUAACUCUGGACUUUAGGUAGUGUCUUUAAACCUUAAUGAUGCUCCCUAUUAAUGAUACCACAACUUUUUUGUAAUGACUUUAUAGUCUCUUAACUGUUACACUGCUAUACUGAGUCUCUGUUCUGAACUUAUCAAGUAUAUUUUCUUCCUUUUAUAUUGCUAUCUUUUAUCACUUCAGUAGAACACUUAAAUUAAAUUGAAUGUUUAAACAGAGGGGCCUUUAUGCCAUAUUACAUUUAAAUAGCAAUUUGUCACCUAUAAUGAGGGUUGAUGGGCUGUGGUGAACUUAAUAAUUACAUUUUGUGGAUAGCCUUUUUUCAUUGCAUUGCAGUGGUUAAAAGUUUGAAAACACUAGGCAAUAGCAGUUUACAGCUCGCAUGUGCAUAUUCUGUUAUGAUUGAAAUACGCCUUAAGUCUGAGGAUGCCAUGUUCUGCCCUCAAACGUGAAAGCAGAUUAUAAACCAGGGGUAGAAAGUGUGAUUCUCUAGUGACACUGUGAAGUCUGUCUUCACAGGAUGUUUUUGUGAAGAGAACCACUUUUAUCCAAAACAUGAAUUUGCAUCUAUUUUGAAUUAAUUUGCUCCCUCUCCCUUUGAAAGUGCUUUAUUUUUGUGAUACAAAAAAAAAAAGUUUUUAGAAUUUAUACAUUUAUUAUGAAAAGUAAACCAGUAUUUAAAAUGGUAAAAGUACAGUACAUUAUCGUGAAUGUAUGUUUUUCAGGAACUUUGUAUGUUUUAUAUGUGUAAUAAAUGGUUCUCUGACUAGACAUAUUACUGACACAUGUUGUCUUGCUGUAAAACUUUGCCAGGAGUGGAAUGUAUUCUACCACGUGUAUUGAUACUUUGUAAUGAGAUCAUGCUGGGGGGUUCCUAUGUGUAUCUCUAAUGGUGCAAGGUUUGGGAGUUACCAGAAUGCACACAUUAAAAUAAAGCUCAGAUUAGAGUAACAGAGUAGUGCUUUAAUUGAGCUUCACACCGACUGGGAAUGUUGAUGACAUCAGCUGCAAAGUUUAAAAACAGUACAAUACUACGACUCAUUCACUUGAGUUUACAAAAUAUUUUGGGGAAAUUUAUAUCUGUAUCUGUUUCAAGUAAUUUAAAAACCUGACAUAAUUAAAGUCUGGGGUCUCCAACCUUUUUCCUCUGGUGAGCUACCUUUACAAAACGAACAUGCCGGAGAGCUACACAUUUAGAAAAAUUUAAAGACAUUUAGAGAAACCGAGUAAAUAUAAGAGCCUUAGAUGAGGUACAGUUGCCUAUAAAACAUUUACACUGUGAUAUUUAUUAGUGUACAAAAAUAGGCAUCAGAAUGAUACAUUUACAGUGUUAACAGGCAUUUAAUCAAAUAACAUUUUUGUUAUUCAACGCAAUACAUAUGAUUCAGAAAUCCCUUGACGAGUUACUUGAAGCUCCCAAGCUACAGGUUGGAGACCCCUGAUCAAAGUCAUAAAUAUAGCAGUAAAUGGUGUGAGUAACAGAAAUACAUUGAUUAAUUGAAAGGAGGCAGAAUAUUUUUGCAGUUUCUCCACUUAAUUAAAUUAUGAGUUAAAGAAAUUAUGUGUGAAAUUGAAUUUCUUUUAAGGUCCUGUAUCAUGUAACAAUCUUGACUCUUGUGAGCUUUAAGCCAUGCAUGUUAGAAUGUUGAUACCUUGUCAAAAACA